Messenger RNA from Tripterygium wilfordii, 1986 nucleotides. RefSeq lists its product as uncharacterized. The record is from RefSeq and is a predicted model, not a curated record. Gene Ontology annotation, cellular component: mitochondrion. The transcript is spliced from 9 exons. The coding region runs from base 24 to 1604 and encodes 526 amino acids. Gene Ontology annotation, biological process: tRNA modification; mRNA pseudouridine synthesis. Gene Ontology annotation, molecular function: pseudouridine synthase activity; RNA binding. NCBI's taxonomy places the organism in Eukaryota, Viridiplantae, Streptophyta, Magnoliopsida, Celastrales, Celastraceae.
UAAGCCUAAAAAAAACCCCAUCAAUGGCGAAAUCGCUGUCUCUAUUCUUAUUUUGCCCACAAUUCAUGGCCUCUAGAAGAACAGUUGCAGGAACAGCGCUCUCUUCCUUAAUCCCUUUCUCAAGGCGCAAGCCUCUCAAAAAAGUGAUCUUUUCUGUAUCCCCAUUUUCCACUACCUCCACCAGAUACCCACUUCAAUACGACAUGAUAAUCCACCGUCCGACUCAGUCCUCACUUGCCCCGAAUCGCCGCAGACGCAGUAAACCGGAAACUGAAAGUUCUCCCGAGCCCGAUUUGCCUCAGGAGACUAGUUCGGAACUCAAUCUUGACACAUGGGUUGAUAGGAAAUUGGAUGCUGAUAUGGACAAGUCCAAGAGGAAAUAUUAUAACAAGAGAAGGAAGAGAAUUUACGGGUCGGAUUCUGACGAUGACAAGAACGAGGAUAGUUUUGUGGAAUUGAAGCCUGAAGUGGUGCAAUUUGAUAGAUUGCAUAAGAGAGAGGAGGAGUUGUAUUUCCAUGACACAUUUGCGUAUCCAUGGGAGCAAGAUAAGCAUUACAAGAUGGUUUAUCAGUUGGAGAAGAAGUAUUAUCCAGAUCAAUGUCUUGACAAGGCAUUUAUUGAGCCAGGACAAUCAAACUCAGGUGGAAGUAUGAAGGAUAAGGGGAACGUAAAGAAGAAGAAAAGUGUUGGUGACAAAAGCGGAGAAGUGAAAGACAAGAGUGCUGAUGAUAAAAGGUUGGUGUUUUUUGAGGAGAAGGAGAAGGGUGAGGACGUGUUGAAUUCGGUUAAGGAGUCCAAUAGAGAUAUCACAGAGAAGAAGGUGGAGGAGUUCUUCAAGUGUUUGAAGAAAGUUCCGAAUAAAAAUAGUGAAGUUGGGGAUGGAGAGCCAUAUCUUGUGACUAGGAGUGGUGAGCUUCCUCCGAAAUGGGAUGGACCCAAUGGGACAGUGGUAUUGGUGAACAAACCUAAAGGAUGGACUUCAUUCACAGUUUGUGGAAAGCUGCGUCGCAUAGUCAAUGUGAAAAAGGUGGGGCAUGCGGGAACUCUUGAUCCCAUGGCAACUGGUUUAUUGAUUGUUUGUGUUGGUAAAGCCACCAAGUUGGUUGAAAGAUACCAAGGUAUGAUUAAAGGGUACAGUGGAGUUUUUCGUUUGGGGGAGGCUACCUCGACUUGGGAUGCUGAUUCACCAGUUAUUCAACGUGAGCCUUGGGAGCACAUCAAAGAUCAGGACAUAAAGAAAGCUGCUGCAUCCUUUUGUGGGGAAAUUUGGCAAGUUCCUCCAAUGUUCUCUGCCAUCAAAGUUGGAGGUGAAAAGAUGUACGAGAAAGCAAGAAGAGGAGAAAGCAUUGAGCUGUCUCCUAGACGGAUAUCCAUUUUCCAGUUUGACAUUGAACGUAGUUUAGAAGACAGACAAAAUUUGAUUUUUCGGGUGACCUCCUCUAAGGGAACAUACAUUCGGUCACUGUGUGCAGAUUUUGGAAAGGCACUUGGCAGUUGUGCUCAUCUAACUGCACUUCGAAGAGAUUCAAUUGGGGAAUAUUCGGCUGACGAUGCGUGGGAUUUCAAAGAUCUGGAAGAGGCAGCUACCAAAAGUUACCUAUAAAUUCCAACUGCUGCUUGCAAUCUGUUACUCCGAAGAAAAAGUCGCAGCAAGCUCAGGAAAGGAAACACCAUUUUUUUUCAGGAGUUCAACAUGAUAAAUCAUUUCUUCCCAGUUCUGGUUUCUUUCUAAUCAUAAAGGAUUGCUAAGUUAUAUUUUCUUUUUCAAUCUAAAGAAAUUCGCGUCGUUGCCCAUUCGGAAGGUCCCAGGACUAAAGAUCCAAGAAUUGGUCAUCUUAGGGAUUCAGGGCUACUUUGUUGUGCAUAGAGACAUAAGAUUUGGUGUAAAAUGUUCUUCCGAAUGAAUGAUUCAUUCUGAUAAACAGGUUUUUGACAAUAAAUUCUGAUAGUUUUUUCUCAAUGAAAAUAAGAGUCAAUUUUACUUC